Lagopus muta (rock ptarmigan) is the source of this 1391-nucleotide messenger RNA. It is a transcript of the gene SWI5, whose product is annotated as SWI5 homologous recombination repair protein. Gene Ontology annotation, cellular component: Swi5-Sfr1 complex; Swi5-Swi2 complex. NCBI's taxonomy places the organism in Eukaryota, Metazoa, Chordata, Aves, Galliformes, Phasianidae. The transcript has 6 exons. The coding region runs from base 1 to 744 and encodes 247 amino acids. The record is from RefSeq and is a predicted model, not a curated record. Gene Ontology annotation, biological process: double-strand break repair via homologous recombination.
AUGUCCGCCCCGCGCCCGGGCCACGCUCCGCCCCGAGCGCCCGCCCCACCCCGGGGCCCGGGGGCGGCCGCGUUCCUCCGCCCCGCUCCGCUCUCCGCCCGGCCCACCUCCCCCUCUGCGGGCCGCGAAUGGCGGCCGGAUCCGCCCCGCUCCCCGGCUCGGGGCCCGCCCACGGCGGACGGCUACGUGGUUACGCGCCGCGCCGCUCCCCACCUCGGCGCGCCCCCGGCACGGCAAUGCGUUCCCCGGCGCCGAGAGGGCACGGCCGGGCUCGGGACUACAACUCCCAGCGUGCCCCGCGGUGCCGACAUCCGGUUCCCGGCGUGCCCCGCGCCGUGCCGGCGGUGCGUGCGGGACGCGGCGGUCCUGGCGGAGCAGCGCUGUUCCCCCUCGGGGCGCGUGGCGCCGCCGGCGCAGCGGAGGUCUCUCGGCGGCUCCCGGCGGAGCGGCGGUGCCGGUUUCAGACCUCCGCUCCCGGCCGCACCGUCGCACAGAGCGGACGGAGAAGCGCCGUGCGAUGACAUCGAAGCUCUGAAGGAAAAGGACCGCGCUCUGGACCGGGAGAUCGCGCAGCUGCUGUCCGAAGGGUACAGCGUGGAGGAACUGGAGAAGCACAUCUCCCUGCUCCAUGAGUAUAAUGAAAUUAAAGAUGCUGGCCAGAUGCUGCUAGGCAAACUGGCUGUUAUCCGAGGAGUUACUACGAAGCAGCUGUACCCUGAGUAUGACCUGGAGCUUAGUGACUAGCAUGGGACCCGCAGGCUGCCGUGACCUGCAGAUGUGACUGUUGCAGGGCCGUUGUGUUUUGGUGUCGUACCCAUUUAGAGCCAACAGAAGCAGCACAUAUGCUGAAUUUCAAGAGAUUUUGUUAGCAGCCACAUUUCUCAGCAGCUUUGGAAUGUGCAAGUUAAGGAUGAUACCAACUCAUUCCUGUUUGUGGGGAAGGGAUGUUGGGAUACUUUCAGUUUACUCUGCUACCUGAGAAACACUAUUUCUAAUCGUCAUUUCUUAAUUGGAAUGGUUGUAAUCCAAGGUUGAUGCUGAAGUUCUUCCCAAUGAGCCUUUGCUUCUCUGCAGCAUCCAGGCUCGAUCUGGGUAUGUUAACCUGCAGGUGGAGCAGCCUCUGGAUGGAUGGAGGAAGUCUGGGAGCAGCAUGUGUGAAGUGACAGCUGCUGUGUCAGGAAAGCCGUGGGGAGAAAAGAGGACCAGAGGCUGAAGUUGUGAUGGUGGUUUGGUUUUGUUAUGAUUGGAUCUGGAGGAGUUUGAGUGUGCAGCAAUUUUGUACUCAACUGCUGUAAUAUCCAGAGGUUUUGUUUCAUUUCUGUAGUAAACAGAACAUUGUGUUGAACUGUCUGACCUGAAUUAAAGCAGCUAUUGCAUCCCUCAGUAAUUCA